Neolamprologus brichardi is the source of this 4783-nucleotide messenger RNA. NCBI's taxonomy places the organism in Eukaryota, Metazoa, Chordata, Actinopteri, Cichliformes, Cichlidae. The record is from RefSeq and is a predicted model, not a curated record.
GAAGCAGACAGUGCAGAUAUGGAGCCCGGCACAGAGAUGGAUCAGGACGACAUCCCUUCGGAUGCGGAAGCCGAGGCUCGUUUGCACCAGUCGGAGCACGAAGAAGCGCUUCCCGAGGAAGACAGGAAAUCGGAAAGCUUGGCAACAGCUUCCAGCAUCGAACCAUCCAGCAUCAGCCUGCUGCAGAAGGACGAUAUCGUUCUUUUUCCGCUUAAACCGUCCCCAGAACCUGAAACCCAGAUAAGUCCAGUAAAAUCUCCUGGUCUCCGCUUUUUUCCUGAUCCUUUCAUACCUGAGGAAACAAAGCCAGAAAAGACGACUCCAUCUCCAACUUCCAGGAGCCCACCGUGCCCUUCACCUGCUCCUGUCCAGCAGUUGUCUCCUGUUCCCUCACCUACUAAUGCUGCUGCUUCUACACCAGUUAAAACCCCAACGUCUGCUUCAUCUCCUCCUCUUUCACCCACCAAACCACCUGCUGCCUCUCCACUACAGCCACCCAGUCAGUCACCUCUCAAGUCACCAGUGACCUCACCAAUUUGCUCGCAGCCUACACCCCUGCCCGAAACUGAAGGACCUAAAUCUCCCGUCUUUCCUCACCGCUCAAUUUGCCCUCUCACAGGAAACCCCCUCUCCCCGAUCUGCGCCCAGCCGUUGCCCUGCCACGAACCCUCGACGCCCCUCACCUCCGAUUCUCCCGUCAGAACUCAGCCCGUCCCUGCAGUCACUUCAACGCCCUUGGCUAAAACCAACACGGCCACGCCAGAGCCUUCAAAUACCUCAACAGAAGAGACGCCGUCUAAAAAGACAGAUAUCAUUGAGGAGUUCUGGUUGAAGAGCGCUGAGAUAAGAAAGAGCCUCGGUCUGUCUCCUUUGGACCGCAGCAGUAAAAUCUUAGAAAGGAGUGUCGUUAAGACUCCAACUCAGGACUCCAACUUCGCUAAGACACAAACGCCAGACGUGUCCGGGGAACAGAAGCCUGCCUUCACUGGCCGGGCUGUCAUUCGCAGACUCAAUAUCACCCUCGAGGGUCAGGUCAUCACUCCUAUCGCUCCUGUUGAGCCCAAGAGCGAUGGCUCCGAUAAAAGAGACAUCAGCAGCAGCUCAGGCUUGGGCUUGAAUGGAAGUGUGGCCACGAGCCAGACGGUAAACAGUGACAGCUAUAACACGUCCGACUCGGCUAUGCUGACGCCACCUUCCAGUCCACCACCACCCGUGCCUGCUAAUCAGUCUCCAGCCGUGCUCAGGCAGCAGAGACACCAGGUGUCCUGGACCAACGGAACAGAAAAACCUCCUGAGCAUGCCAAAGAGCCAGCAAAAGCCACUACACCUGUUCCUGCACCCAGGACCCAGCUGAGCCCCGUAUCUGUGCCCAAACCAGCACCCAGGAAGGUCUCCUCACCUCAGGCAGCUCCAGAAACACCCCCGGUGGUCGUGAUGAGGGAGAAGAAGAGGGAGAAGCCACGGCCGCAGGAGACGAGGAAGUCGUUUGUGGAGACGGUGGAGGAGAUUCCUUUCGCUGACGAUGUGGAGGAGAGCUACGACGACCGGACACCAGACGCAAGCAUGAACAGGUAUUACACUCCGCCCACGAGCAAGCCGAGCAGGGAAAAACCUCCCCUUCAUUUGGCGCUAGCAAUGGAAAACGGUAAACCCAAUAUCCCAGUCAACCCAGUCUCUAAGACCCAGAGGGCAACUCAGUUCUCUCCAGAAGCCAGGGAGAUUGCAGAGGAGAGGAUAAGGGCCAGAGAAAAAUCUGUCAAGAGCCCGGCUCUAAAAGAAGCUAUGGCCAAACAGUUGAGCAAAAUGAAAGAGUCCGAUGGGGAAAAGGGCGCCUCACCUAAAGUGGCCUGGAAUGUAACACCAGACGCUGUUGGAAAAAGUAAAAAGUCAUCUCCAAAGACAUCAGCUGUGAAAGCUUUAGAGUCAAAGAAGUCCGAGGCCCUGUCGGAGCGUUUCUUUAGCAGCAACAAGAGCCUGGACAGCUCGGUGGCUUCGUCAGACGGCUCCUCUACAAGUAAAAGUAAGAAACGAAGCUCCCUCUUCUCACCGCGGAAAAACAAGAAGGAGAAAAAAGCCAAGAACGACAGCAGCAGGCUCUCGGGCGCAGACGAGACGCCUCCGAAACACAAGUCUCUGUGGAAGGCCGUCUUCUCAGGGUACAAGAAGGACAAGAAGAAGAAGGACGAUAAGUCGUGCCCGAGUACACCGUCGUCCAGCUCCACUACUCAGGACUCUGGAAAGAGAAGGACGUCACCUCCUGGAAGAUCUUCGGUAGACGUGAAAACGCGGAGAAACCUGAGUUUCUCCGAAGAUUCCGACCUGUCCUGUGACGACGUUCUGGAGAGAUCCUCCCAGAAGUCCAAAGCAGAUAAAACCUACACGGAGGAAGAGCUUAAUGCCAAGCUGACGCGUAGAGUCCAAAAAGCUGCACGACGACAGGCCAAGCAGGAGGAACUGAAGCGGCUCCACAGAGCCCAGAUCAUCCAGAGGCAGUUGGAGCAGGUGGAGGAGAAGCAGAGGCAGCUGGAAGAGAGGGGCGUAGCUGUGGAGAAAGCUUUGAGAGGAGAAGCAGGAUUGUAUAAAGGUACUUGUACAUUACCCAAACAGCACAAAAGAAGAUCAGACUAUUGGGGAGAUUCUAAUUACAGUGAAAUCCUGGACUUGCAUCUGGGCGGUAUGGGUAAGAAAGACGAUCCGAAACUAAUGCAAGAGUGGUUCAAGCUGGUGCAGGAGAAAAAUGCCCUAGUCCGCUACGAGUCCGAACUCAUGAUAUUUGCCAGAGAGUUGGAGCUGGAGGACAGACAGAGCCGACUGCAGCAGGAACUCAGGGAACGGAUGGCCGUGGAAGACCACCUGAAAUCUGAGAAGGAACUAGCUGAGGAGAAGCAGAUCCUGAAUGAGAUGUUGGAAGUGGUGGAGCAACGAGAUGCCUUGGUCGCCCUCCUGGAGGAGCAGAGACUUCGAGAGAAGGAGGAAGACAAGGACCUGGAGGCUGUUAUGCUCUCGAAAGGCUUUAACCUCAACUGGGCUUGAUGCGAGGGAAAUCAUUUCACGUCAAGUUUUCGACCGCUCGUAGGCGGUCUCGGUCUCACGUGGGCGUCUUUGAUGUGGAGAUAUCUGCUGAACUUUGACACAGGCUUUUGGCCUAAAACUGUCACACCUAGAGCAGCGAAUGUGUGAAGAACCCCAACAACAUGAUAUGUACACGACGGCUGCCUGUGAUGUUGGAGCAGUCUGCAGCGUUUACAUAUCCUCUGCCCGAAGGCAGUACAUGUUAAUCACUUUGCAGUUAUGUUUGCUGUCUCGGUCUGUGGGUGGAGACGUGGUGUGUAUAUUCACAACUUUAACAUCUCAACCUUGAAAAUUGUGGCGGGGGGUUAGGAGAGCGUUUAAAGACUUUGUUAUCGACUAUUUAAAGGGAAGAAUGCAGUUUGGUCCUGCUGAUGUACAGGAGUUGUAAAAACAAAAAUUAGGGGGGGAGGGGUGUAAUCGAGUCCCAUUAUCAGUAGAUGAGGGUCCUCGUCUUAGUGCUGCAGAGGUGUGUUUUAAAUGUCAGAGCAAGGUCUCCUAGCUCGCUCUUUUCAGUCCGACUGUAGAACGGACUCUGCUGAAGCUGCCUUUUUUCUCCCUAGUGACAAACUCACAUCAGCAUCCUUCAGAAACCACAAAUACAUCAUAAAAUGCUCCAGGGUUGUUGUUGUUGUUUUCUUUCCUUUUCCCCUGCAGAGUCUGUCACCACUAUGAAUCCAUUAAAUAUGUCCACGUUUAUGUAUUUAUUAUCAUGUUUUGCUUUUAACAGUUAAAAAAAAUGGUUUUCAUUUUAUUUGUAUUCACAGGAGAGUGCCCAGAAUCUCAUUAUCUCGCAUAUCUCUCUUGUAUCUCGCAUACAUGCCACUGCAUGUCAGGAAUUAUGGCUUCAGGCACAUAGAAGACUUGGAUGCAAAUAUUUAAGCAUUUCACAUGAGUUGAUGAUGAUGACGGGCCUCUCUGUGAGCUCUCAUUGGCUGCGUAUCACACUGACCGUUAACGUUUACAAGUAUUUGUUCACAUUUUGGUUCCUGCUUUGCUAAACAGUAGAAACAAUCCUCGGGAUAGACUGUAUUAACAAUGGGAUGUUACUAACGACCUGAUGUUACUGUUGUUAGUAUGGGAGGACUUUCUGUGGGGAAGAGAGAACACUACACAACUAUAUACUGCAGUGUUAAUACUUUAGCUUUGAAAAAGAUGCCUUUUCAUUUCCAUUCUAUAAACUUAAGUUAUUUUUUUUGUUGUUUAGAUUUUUUUUUGAGGUAUCCAAUAAUCACAUCUGUGUUUUCCACUGGAGCUCUUUUUUUAAAACAACACUUUUCUACAGCAGGUCCCCAAACUACACAUAAAUGGGACCCUAAAGAACUGCACAAGCUACAUUGAAUGAGAAUAUUGGUUUGGUUUAUCCGUUGGACAUCCUUGGUGGACUCGUAGGCCUCUUUGCCAACUGUACAAAUCCAGGUGGGCACUGUUUUACAGUGUAGAAAUGUCAGAGGCUAUAUUUAUGACUUGUUUGGAGCUGUGAAUAUUACACAAUUUUAUGGGUUGUCGUUUUAGAUUGUGUGUUCCAAGGUUGACAUGAUUGUAUUGAUAUUUAUUAACCUGUGCAAAUUGUAUCAUAUGUAAAGAAAGCGAAUCCUAAUUUUUAAACUACUCUGUCGACAAACGACUUGUAAUGUAAAUGCUUCAUGUAGCUAAAAUUCAUAGGGGUGUUGGAUGUAUGCUGAAAACGGCAAUAAACGAUGCAGUUCUUUUA